AUGCCGGCGGUAGACGUGGACGUCACCACCAUCCCCGACAUGAUCGAGGCGCAGCUGACGCUCAGCUACAGCCGCCUCGCACACCUCGUCCGCCUCAUCGUCGAUCAGGGCAACGGUCACGACGUGGACAUUGACAAAAUGAACAACCGCAUGGAUGCGCUGGCGAGGGAGAACGCGGAGCUGCGGGCCCUUCUGGAGUCACUCGUGGAGAAGAACUCGCGCGAGAGUUGGUUUCAAACGGAGCUGGAUGAAUUGCGAGGUGAGGUUGCCCGCGUGUCUGACAGCUGCGCGGAGAACUCCAAUAAACUGGUCUCCGUAACGGAGGAGAUCCAGUCUCGCUUCGACGAGACGGAGAAACGGCUCAAGGCGGAGACGACCACGCGAGCGAACGAGGUGGAGCGCUUCCACUUGUCCGUGGGUGAAGUGCAGAGCGCCGUCCGAGACAUGGGAGGGACGCUGAAGCACCUCCAAAACUUUGUAGAUGUAUGGGAAGGCAAGCCGGAGAAGACGGAGGCGUUAACGACGCGUGACGCGGCGGGCGCCUUUCAGCACUCUACGGAGAAUCGUGUCGAGUACCUGCGCUCCCUUCCUGUCUUCGCCAGCGUCUUUGACGAGGUGGACGUGCUCCGUCAAAUGCUUCGCCAGCAGGCCGCUGACAGCCUGUCCGCAAAGACUGCUGCGGGGGCAAUUCGGCGUUUUAGUGCCGCUGAGGUUUCCGCCUCAGGUGUGUCUGAUGCAAAUAAGGUUGACCGCGACGCCAUCAGCGGCUUGCAGGAGUCCCUGGGGGGGGUGUUGCAACGUCUAAAGAGGCUCGAAGGCGGACUGACACCCGCGUUUGGGCAGGCGAAAGCGCGGCCGCAGCAAACACCGGUGCACCUGUCAGCAGAAGUGGAGGACAUCAGUCGGCUCGAGAAGCGGCUGCAGCAGGUGGAGAAUCGUUUACGCAGCCUCUCCUUCCAGGCCUCUGACGGAGGCGGCGCGGAAAAGGCCAACCUACUGGGUCUUAAUGGGCGUUUGUGGCUUGCCGAGAGUGGGGCGGAGACCCUCCCGUUACAACAGCUGCCGCAGAAGGAAGGGGAAACUCUGACGCCUGGCAUGCCCGGGCGGCAGCCCUUCAGGACCUACUCGCAAUCGCAGUCGCAGUUGCCGUCGCAGUCGCAGUCGCAGCCACGGCGUUCGGCGUCGGCUUCUUUCGGGCGUCAUGCGCCGGCGCCUGUGGGAAGGGAGGGAGCUCCUGGCUCCACAGGGGAAGGCUUGGCGUUGCCGCAACUCCAGGCAGUUUCCUCGAAGGGGAGGAAUGAGACGUCGGAUCCGCAGGCGCUGCAGGGGGCUGGAGGUGAGGCACCCAACCCUGGGGAUUCUGCUGCGCAUCCAACGGAGGUAGAAGCGGGCCGUCUUCGUACCUCGCCACCGCAUUCGCAGGCGGCAGCUCAGAAUGAUGAAAUCCAGCUUCGUAUUGCGCGGCUGGAGGAGGGUUCGACGCUGCUGGAGAUGAAAAAGGCUGACCGCCAGGAGUUGGCGCAGCUUGAGGACGCCUUGCGGCAGAUUGUUCAAAACCAGGCACUGCAGCCAGGAUCUCCGCUCUUGCAAGCCUUAAUGCCGCGUCGUCCAAUGUCGCAGCAGGAAUCUCGUGGGAUGAACGCGAUUGAGUCGGCGUACUACGGCAGCUUGGGGUUGGGGCCGAGGAGCGCCACACCCGGGCGCCCCGUGUUCGUCGGGGGCGCGGCAUACAGCCUGCGCGACAACACAGGCGCCGUGACGCCGGCCACCGUAUCCAGCUCGCACUUGCUGUGA
Molecule: messenger RNA, 1794 nt
Organism: Trypanosoma conorhini
Lineage: Eukaryota; Euglenozoa; Kinetoplastea; Trypanosomatida; Trypanosomatidae
Exons: 1
Coding region: 1-1794 (597 amino acids)
Source: RefSeq, a predicted model, not a curated record